AGAUACUACAACAUCUCAGGAACAAUCUCAUUCCGAAGCGGAGAUAACCAGACGUGGAGAUGGCCACAGCUGGCCUCUAAGCACCGACACCUUCAUUUGGAGCUGUGAUUACGAGUAAUAAGAAGACGAGCACGACGAACAAGAUGGCGGGUGCAAGUACGCCGUUUGAGGAGACGACGCCUGUUUGGCCGACUUUGGUUUCGACCUUGGUGAAUAUCGUGAGAGCCGCCAAUGAGCAGGACAUGGCGCAGUAUGCUCCGUGGCCUCCUGGUAUGGCGGAGCCCGAGCGGGAUCCCCGCGUAAACCUGAAGCAAAGGCAAGGUCUCGACGUUCUCUUGCCAAGAAUAAAACCCGUUGGCGGCAUGCCCACUGUCCUUUUUGUCUAUUCCAGUUGUGGGCUGUCCCUGGGUACGCGGGAAAUGUACCAGGCUUUGGCAACGGACUUGGCAUGGAAAAGCGUCUGUUCGGUAGCGUUAUUCGAUUGCUGGCAGUACAGUACAAACGCGGCAGCGUUCGCAGAAAACUCACACAGAGCUUCAACCCACGUCUCACGUAAAAGUCCGAGAGCCGAAGGUGCCACCUCGAAAAGAACAACGGCUAGAAAUACACGCACUAGUGGUACUGGAGGUGCUGGUACUGCUAGAGUUGCAAAGAAGAGCACCACCUCGACUACAAGAUCCACAAGUAGGAGUCCCACUUCUGCACUUGAUAAAUCCUUCCUGCUAACAUCUGACCCCCAAUCCGCGGCAAGCACACCAGCAUCGUCUAGAAAAGGUACCCGCGCGACGACAGACUCUCCAAACGCAAAGCCUUCUCCGCUAGAUGUCCUAGAAGGAAUAUUUGAGGACUCGAGACCCGACUUUUUAGUUGGCGAUUCACAGGGAGCGACGCUUUGUUUGCUUUUAUUAGCUCGUUUAUCCGAUCGCGUGCGAAGAAAGAAGGAGGCAAAGGCUGCUGCUGCGGUUGCUUCAUCAUCUUCCUCUGCAUCAAAUGAAGAGGUCAGCAGGAACUACGAAGGAUUUGAAACCCCCUUAUCCAGAAACCAACGUGGGAACCAAGAACGAGGAGUUGUGGUACUAGAAGACGAAGACGCGAAUACCGAUAGUAGUACCCCACUGCUUCGUGGCGGCGUUAUUUUGCUCUCACCUUGGGUUGACUUGACAGAGACAGCGCAGUUAAGCACGAAGGCAGGUGCACACGACUACUUGACGUCUACUGUGCUAACCAGAGUUGCCCAUGAAUUUGCGGAGCAAAUGUUCCCAGCUCCUCCCGCGCAAACAAACAGAUCGUCCGCAAGUAGAACUCGAACUUCUCGUGAUGUAGAUGGACUACAGCAAGGUAGUAGAUGGACGUCUCCCGCCUCUAGUAUUUCCAAAAGCAGGAUAGAGAACAAACGUGAAGCAUCGUCUAGCAGAUUUUUGAGAGAGCAGAACAGCCGUAGAAGGAAUUCCAGUUUUGGGAGUAGCGAAGCAUCCUCGAAGCGAAGGCGGGCCUCCGUUGACAGUUUCCUUUCUAGCGAAGGCGGCGCUAGCACUCAAGACGGCGAGGGGGAUGGACCAUGGCAGGACGCGAGUCCGAAAACCGAGAAGUCCACAGAGAAGUCCAGCACAACUCAACAAAGUAGUGGGAGGAAAAGAGCAGUGGCAGAGGGUGGUGGACAAACAAUAGAGGAUGAUGAAGAUGAUGUGGACGACACACCACCUGGAGUGCGAGAAACGGGAGCAUCUUCACUAGGAUUCGGAAUUUCGGAGUUUUUUGGUUUCGCGACCCGGGAAAGCGGAGAGAAAGCGCAGAAACGGAGUUGGGUCGAUGCGGUGAGCCCGCGAGGACAUUCGGAUUUAGUAACAACGCUAGAAGAACAGCUUAAGCGCAUAUCGCCGCUGCACCGAGACUUCACUGCCAAAGGACCCAUGGUUAACAUUACAACUGCAAAAGUAGCACAGUCUUCAACUGGUGUCGCCGCAGCACUCGGAGGAUUAGCAACCGAGCGGCCUCCAUUAGCUCAUAUUUGUUCGCGACUGCACAUCAUAUACGGUGGGCGCGAGCUGCUGAGGGACCAAAUUCGGGAGUUUGCGCGGAGACUGGUUGCAGAGUACAACGCGAAGCCGCUCGUGGCUCCUCGCCAGGCUUUGAUAGGGGCCAGCACCGGAACCACCAGCGCCCCGGCAACGGAGGACGGCGUGCAUGUUCGCGUGGACGAGCUUCCGGAUUUAUGCCACAGCAUGCUGCCUUUGUU
Messenger RNA from Amoebophrya sp. A25, 2236 nucleotides. NCBI's taxonomy places the organism in Eukaryota, Dinophyceae, Syndiniales, Amoebophryaceae. The record is from the annotation of a GenBank genome assembly.